AUGCAGCUUGUGCUGUGGUUGCCAUGGUUCGCAUGGCUUGCUACAGCAGCCAAGGUGUACAGAUGCAAAUGGCCACGCUCUGUUUUAAGCUCUGGUGAUCCCAAUUUGACUGUGACAGUGGAUGGAUCUGAAGUGAAGUGCGAUCGGACUGGAGAUGCAAAUUACAUUUGUCCAGCCGCCUGUGACUACGUGAACAGCAAUCCAGACGCUUGCUUUGGGCCCAUCGAAGAUGGAGGUGAAUGCAACACCGUUUGGGAAAGGAAUAGCCAGUCCUUCUACACGCUAGAGAGUAUCAACAGCACCUACGCUUGCACCAGGCGCUGGAAUAGUGAUUGUUCUCAAGACAUGGGAGGCACAGCAUGUCACCAACUGGGCCAGUGCUAUGGGAGCUACCAGAUGGUCACUUUCGAUCAGCAGACCUUUCUGGCGAAGUAUGGCUACGAGCCGAGCUUCCUGCAGCAGCCGUGGGAGAUUCUGGAGCCUCCGUCUUGUGCUGGCCACACAGCUGCGGAGUGCUGCAUGUUAAACAUCAACUACUACCGCUGUCUACAUGGAGCACCUCCCUUGAUCUAUCACGCAGGGAUUGCAGCCAGCGCACAGGAGUGGGCCAGCAAGAAGGACAAGGGCAGCAUUCAUUCCAACUGGGGAAGCCUGGCUGGACUUGGAUAA
Durusdinium trenchii is the source of this 669-nucleotide messenger RNA. The record is from the annotation of a GenBank genome assembly. NCBI's taxonomy places the organism in Eukaryota, Dinophyceae, Suessiales, Symbiodiniaceae.